GAAAGGACGCGGCCCCUGAUGUUCCCUUAUGGUGCUGCUCCAGGGAUGCUCCACCACCUCCUGCAGCCCUGCCUGGGGGGUGGGCUCAGCCCCAGCACAUGGACCCUAACUCUCCGGGUGGCACUGCUGCAGGAGGGAGCUCCAAAGAAUGAAACAGUGGCAUCCUCGCUUGAGAAAUGCAGCUGUCUUUGCAACCGCUGAUGUCUCAAUCCUCCACUUUGCUGUAAGAGUAUAGAUUCAUCUGUGCAACCACCCCACCGUGUCCUCCCCACCCAGCCACGCACCAUGCCGGAGCUGGCAGAGCUGAGCAGCCCCCGGACCCCUGCAGACGCAGACCACAUCCAGAGGAACAUCCUGGAGGAGCAUGUGGAGCUCUGGUGGUUCCAGGACCCCAAGAAGUCCAUCCUGUGCUACGGGGUGGCUGUGGCACUGAUCCUGUCCUGUGGGAUCGGGGGCAUCAUCCUGCUGUACAGCACCAGCAGUCGGUCUGGGGAGUGGCGGCUGGCUGUGGGCACCACGCUGUGCCUCCUGGCUCUGCUCGUGCUGCUGAAGCAGCUGCUGAGCUCUGCAAUCCAGGACAUGAACUGCAUCCGCAGCCGGGAUCAGAUCGAGCUCCUCAAGAGCGGCGGCUUCUCAGACUGCCUGGUGCUGCUGCUCAGCGCCCUGGUGCUGCUGGUCUGCGGGGUGGUGCUCACCAUCCUCUCCACCACGACCAUGCAGCUCAGCCCCGCGCGGCCGCUGGCCAGCAUGUUCACCAGUGGGGUUGUCCUCCUGACUGCUGGCAGCGCUAUCCUCCUCUGCCUGCUGCUCUACCUGCUCUGCACGUCCUGCCGCCAGGCUGCUCCUCGCAGCCUGGAGACCGGCGACAUCCGUGUCUUCACCAUCUCCGGCCGCCUUGCUCCAAACAGGCGGCUUCCUCCCACCUCCAGCAUGGCCAACCUGAUCUAACGCAGGACCCCCCUGUGUGAGCCUCUGGAUAUGACCCGUCAGCAGGGCUUGUGCUGGCCUUUCCUGAAGGAAAGGGGAGUGUUACUGCGUGCCUUACACUUCUUUUGGAGAUGACUGGCAUUUGCUUUGCCCCACGCUGAUGACA
Messenger RNA from Strigops habroptila (Kakapo), 1093 nucleotides. It is a transcript of the gene TMEM125, whose product is annotated as transmembrane protein 125. The transcript has a single exon. The coding region runs from base 286 to 948 and encodes 220 amino acids. NCBI's taxonomy places the organism in Eukaryota, Metazoa, Chordata, Aves, Psittaciformes, Psittacidae. The record is from RefSeq and is a predicted model, not a curated record.